GCUCGGCCGGCCGCCUUGCGUAUGGCGCGCAUCCUGGACGGAGUAACCGGGCGUCGUUAUCAUGUCGACGGCCAUGAAUUUCGGGUCCAAGAGCUUCCAGCCACGGGCCCCCGACAAAGGCAGCUUCCCGCUGGAUCACUUCGGUGAAUGUAAAAGCUUUAAAGAGAAAUUCAUGAAGUGCCUCCGUGACAAAAAUUUUGAAAAUGCUUUGUGCAGAAAUGAAUCAAAAGAAUAUUUAGAAUGCAGAAUGGAGAGGCAACUGAUGGCACAAGAACCACUGGAAAAACUGGGAUUUGGAGAUUUGAUAGAUGGAAAGUCAGAGACAAAAAAAUAAAUUUUGAUGGGAAGAAGAACACCGGGCUGUGUUGGGGGCUUCUGGGACAGAGCAUUUACACUGAUCCCCCCGCCGAGUGUACUUACUGGGCAGCGUGACUGGGCAGUGCCCUUGCCAGCCGCACAUAGUCAGAGUAGAGAAACCCUGCCUCAGGUGUGUCCAGAGCUAGAGAAUUGUUCAUUUUCUGAAGCUUCCCACAUUAUUUUGAAAAUUUAUUAGUCCUUUGGAUUCUCAUUUUUCCCCAGGAGUGAGGCUUUCCCCUUAAAGCUGCAUGUAUAGUAGUUCUGGGGAUGCCCCUGACAGAGGUGGUAAGAAUGCCAGAGUGACACCUCCCUCAGUAGGUGGGUGCCUUGGGUCUUCUGUAAAACUGCCCUUUUAUAGCAUCUAUAGCAUUGUCUGUUUCUUCAGUAUUAACUGUCCAUGUUCGCAGAUUUCGGUCAAUUAGAUGCUGUCAGAAAGCCAUUUCCUUGCAAGAUGGUUUCCUUUUUGUACUCAAAUAUAUGCACAGUUUAUUUCCUUUGCUUUUAUUUGUCUCUUUACAAGGUAGGCUACAUCCUAGGAAGUAAGAAAUUCUGGCUUUUGACAUGUUUGACUAUUUUCCUGAUGCUCACUGAACCACACACCUUUCUACCAGAGUGCUGUUGUUUGAUUUGUACCAGGCCAUAUUUGUAAAACUAGGUGUUCGAGUUCAAGAACUCAUUUAUUGUACCUGAAGAUUGAAUACAUUUGUAGUUUGACAUUUAAGUGUCCGUUUUCCAUGUUCUAUAAGAACACACACAGGCAUGUGGGCGAGCACUUGCUUCUGGGUUCCCUGAGCACAUGCCUGUGCUGGCGCCAUAGUGUCCUGUCUCCACCGCUGCCUCUAGAGUAGCUGUGCUCAGCCCCGCACUGCCACAAUGGCCUCAGAUCAUUUCUUCUUCACAUGGGUCCAAAUCCUUUGCGGGAUUUCUGAGCUGGUUUUAAUAUUUGGCCUGAGUUCAGAACCAUGAACAGAACGCUGAGCGCUGUCUAAGUCUGGGCCUACUUGCCCUCUGCCCCUAGUGCUUUGGGGAGGGGCUGGCCCCUAUAUAUUGCCUUCUCCAUCAGCUGGCUUUUGUCAUGGUGAGAGGAGAAUCUGGGCUGUAUCCCCACUCAAACCAUAACCUAGUUAACUAAGCCUUCUCCAGGUCUUUGCAGAUGAGGACCCAGUCCCAAUUCCUACUUCUGCUGGGUGACCUAGGCCUGAGCCCCUUGCCAGCAGGAGGUAGAGGCAUGUCCACUUCCCUGGCUUCAGUCCUGUAUGGUGAUUGUCUCCUGGUUAGGUCCUCCCUGAAUCAAGUCCCUCUCAUGCUGGUUUCAUUUCCCUGGUGCCCAGACAGCACCAGUGACCACAUGGUUUUGCACCACCGCUACAGUCUACACUUUGGCACUGUCAGUAUUCUAAAAACUAGAUUCUUUUAUAUUGCCUGGUUUGUAAAAAGUCUUGGUUUUGAUCACCAAACCCAAACAUCUGUCAAGAUAUUUUAUAUUUUCCAACAGUAAGCAUGCAAUGCACAGGUUGUUUAUUGCAGUUUUGGUUGUAAUUACAAAAUAGCAAAUUGACCCAGAUGCCAGCAUGUAGGAGUGUGUGAAUAAGCCAUGCUCAUUCCCACAGUAAGCACAGUAAGCACAGCAGGGCCAGGAAAGGGUGGAGAAGCUCUGAGUUCAUACCAUUGUUACACUAUUAGCUAAAUAGAAGGAAGUCCAACAGCAACUGGAAUAUGUUUAAAUAAAAGAGCUUUAAGAAGCUCUACACAUCUGUACAUUUGUACCAAAAAAAAAAAAAAAAAAAAUCAAGGUAUACACCAGAAACUAAUCAGAAUGGAGACUUGUGGGUCAGGUGGGCACGUGCAAAUGUUUCCUGAUGCUGAGCACUGAGGACCUAGAAGCCAGGCUCACGCCAGGCCCAGAUCUUGGUUUCUAAGACCACUCUUUAUCAGAAGAAAUCAGGCUUCCUUGAAAAAAUGGCUGUUGCUAGGCCAGGGUAGGGAAAGCCCAAGGUGAACCUGGAACAUCUUGUGUCUGAAAGUAUUGUUGGGGACUGCACAGCUCCUCCCAUCAGUUCUGACUGAUGUGGAAGGAAUGUUGGGGACAGAACUCAUUGGCACAUACCACAGUGACAACGGCUGCAGACAGGACCCAUGGUGGAUUCUGAAAUUAGGGGCAAAAGGGGAUGUGAAACGGGAUGCUCGUCUAGUCUUGAGGUCCCUGAGUCACUGCGUGAUUACAGAGGCAACGGUGGAAAUGUUAUAGUGUGGUCACCCCAGCACAUGGCCACCUCCUGGAGUGAAACAUCCAUACCGCUCUGGCCUUGCGUGAUCUCUCGGAAGUACAGCAUCACAUCUUUGGAUUUUGUUGCCAAAAUACAUAUGCUCCAUCAAUGAGAAAACACAAGAUAAAUUCAAACCAAGGGACAGUCUGCAAAUGAAGGCCAGUGAUCAGAAAAGUCAGGGUCCUGGAUCGGGCAGCAUGGAGACAGGUGGUCCCAAAUGGAUGAACGUUCCUGGUUGGUGUUUUUGGGGGAAUAUGGGCAUGCUAGCUCUUCUGUCUUAUGUUUGCAACUUCCUGGAUCUGAAAUUAUUUAAGAAAAGCUUAAAAACUGCAUUAAAUUCUCUACAGAAAGUUUACAGAGUUGAGUAAACUCUUGAAAUAUAUAUUCAGUGAAUUUCAAAUAGAGAUGGUACAGACACAUGACUUCAGCAAGCCAGGAAAAGAGUUGGAGGAGCAGUCCAGAAAUAGGCCACAGUGUGGACAGUUCACAAAGCAACAGCAUCUUCCAGUAUUACCUCUGGUUUUCUGGAUCUGAGUUACUGAAAAUGCUCACUUAGGAAGAUGGGGCCUGUCCUUGCCAAAGCGCCCAUACACACUUUUGGUAAUCCAUCAUUUGUCUCACACACAUUUGCCAUGAUAAUCCAGAAAAGGUGCCACGGAUAAAUUAUAUAUUCUCCUUAGGAGAGAAGUCAGGCUUCCGUGGUCAGGUCUUGGGCCCUCAGUGCCUUCCAAUCAGGUCUCUAAGCUGCCCUCAGGGGGAGUAGUAAUUCAUCACAGGUCCAAGCCCGAAGGAAGACCUAGUCUUGCCCCAGGGGACACAGGCACUCACAGACAACUGGGGUUUAUCUCUUAAUUAUCUACAGCAACACAAUCAUGGCUAGAAUUUCUCUCAGAAAUGAAUGUAAACCUGUAUUUUUCUGAAAUCCAGUGCUUGCCUCGUGUUACGUCUUGCUGGCUCAGGACAGAGAUGGAUAUGCACUUAAUACGCAGAAUCAGAAAGUCAGAAUCCAGCCAAACCAGCCAUUGCGUGUGUGACAUGAUCCCCCGGCUUGUAAAAUGUUGAAGACAUUUCCUAAUUUUAUAUAGACACGAGAGAGGUUUGAAAUCCUGUACCGUUGAAGUCCGGGAGGCCUGCCCUGGGGCAGCAUUGGCUGGUAUGCCCCUCAUUUUUCUUUGUGACUGUGUUUUAUAACAAGCAUGCAUCCUUUUUACAGAAACAAUAAAAUCUUUACUUUUAAAAAGCUCAUUGUGUGUGUUGUAAUUUUAUAUCAUCUAUAAAUUGUAUGCCUGUGGUUAUACUGUGUUACAUGGGCCAUAAAUCUAGCUCAGUUUCUUUUUCCUGGUAAGCACUGUGCUGACUGUUUUUGGAAUGUGACCCGCUGAUGUUCUGCAAACUGCAGGGUUGGCCAAGGGCUGGGCCUGAUGGCAUGCAGGCCCCUCGAUGGAGGGGCUGUUCUGCCGGCUCUCUUUCCUUUGCAGGCAGCCGCAGGCACAGUCCCUGUCCCGCCCUUGAUGACCACCCUGGGGAGUAGACCUCCCCGCGCGGCUGCUUCUUCCCUGUGCUCCCUCUGUGUGUCUUCCUGGGAGGGGGAGAGCUGCCUCUGGAUGUCAUUCCACCCACCUGGCAUUUGAAGUGAGUCUUUUAAUGAGAUAGAUAUUUAUGGAUGAGGAAGCAAGGGGGUUAUUGCAAGAGGCAUGAAAGAACUUUCUACUAAGUACUAUAAUGCUGUGAAUAAAUUUGCCAAUGUCCCAUCUUUUCUGGAGGAUGGCUCUGAUGACAGCUGCUGCUCAUCAAGUUAUGUUGGGCCCUAGAUUUUGGGCCUUCUGCUCGCAGCCUGAGAAGAUGAUUUUGUGCCUGUUUCACUGGGCAAACACACUAUGUUCCGCACCCGUGACACUUCAUGCAUUGUUCUGAGGCCAUGCCACCAUCUUCUAGGGAUUUGUGGGCCCUCAGGUGGCGGUCAUGGCAAUAUCUACCUCACUGUGGUGCUGCUCUCCUGCAGGCCCCCUCAGGUGGGCAGGGAGUUUGGAUGAUGCUCAGAGUGUUCCUGCCAUGUCAGCUCUGCUCACAGUGCCCUUCUAUGCUGGACUUUGGGGAGCCAGAGUGGUAAGGGUGAGUUUCUAGAGGAAUCUCAGGUAGACUCAUCUCCUAUCUGGAUGGCCCUUGCCUCCACCCCCACCCCCCUUGUGAACCAACCCUGCCAGGAGGUGUGAAGUAAAAGUUAUGGUCAUUGGAAAACCUGUGGACACAUCCAACACCCUUCCUCCGGGAUUGGAUGGAUCCCUGUUCCCUACUCUUGAGUUUGGGACUGUUGGUGACUGACCCACCAGGAAGAUGGUGGAAUCCUGAGGCUGAUAGGGAGUGAGGAAAUCCCCCCCCUCCACCCAGGAGUCCUGGACAGAAAGAGAUAAUGCCUGAAACUCCAGCCCCCAAUAUUACAGCUCCACCUGAAAUCCCCUAACCUAGAGACUGCCCUGUCACAGUGUGGCUGUGUGCCUCCAAGACACUGGAGGGCAGUUAGUUGGCUGACAGGAGCAGGGGCUCUGCUGAGGUGGGUCAGGCAGAACAAGGGGAGAAAGGAGAAUUCCUCCUUAAACAAGUACAGUAGGUCUAUGGAUAAUUUUGAGUUGUCUUUAUUCAAGGACCUGCUUUUACCCUGUAUUUUGCUUCAAACCAGUCUCCAGGACCUAAGCUGAUGUACCAUGAGGACUUGCUGUAUUUAUAAAGCCCCACCCUCUGACACCUGUGUUCCAGUAGGAUGGGUUCACUAGGGGGAGGUGGAGAGCACCUUACUUCUGGGCUGGAGAUGCUUGUCCAACUCCCCGGAGAAAAUUGAGGUUGGGAUGAAACUGGACAACAGCCUGCCUGGCCUGCUCUCUGCAACCCUCUCCACUCAACAGGUGCCUUGCUAACCUUCCAGUGUCGGAUCUGCAAAUCUAACCAUGACCGAGGACUGGGCUCUGAAGGCGCGUCUGCUGUAAAGGGAAGGAUGACAGCAGCGUCAGAUUACAGAGUGCAAGACAGCCGAGGUCCAGAAGGAUGCAGUCCUGGCUGGUGUGGGGGCUGUGACACUCCCUGAGAGGGGCCCUCCACGCAUGUGCACUGCCAGAAGCAAAGCCUUCUGAGGAUGCUGGAAUUGGGAUGUCACCGUAUUACAAAAGCUUAGUGGGGCUGGAGUAGGGCGGCGGCUCAGAGGAAACCAGCUGCUUUCCUCUUCUGGUUGGUCAGGAGAAGGUCAGGAGCACCUCAGGACAGAAUGUGGUGGCAUGUUGCCCCCUGCUGGAUGGCAGUGGCACCACAGCACCUGGGGAUCACCUGAAGGUGGGAGUCUCCUGGGGCACCAGAGGGUACUGUGUGUGCAGCAGCCCCACAUUCGUGGAAGUAAAGAUAAGGGCCAGGGCUAUGUGUUCCUAACACCUCAGGUCUUCCUGACACUAGCCAGACUAGAGGGCUGGGACUCUGAGAGCAGGGUCUCCAACUGAAGACCAUCACUACCCAUGCCUACAAGCCCCCUGUCCACUAUCCAUCCACCACUACCCCAUCUCAACACCCCAGUUCAUGUCAGGGCAGGUGCCUGGCACCACAGGGGAGACAGUGACAGGCCAACAAGAAGCUUGCCGUCCACACCCACAGACCAUGUACCCAAGGGAUAGAUAUGGCAGCCAGGGACCUAAAGGUGC
Talpa occidentalis (Iberian mole) is the source of this 6304-nucleotide messenger RNA. Its product is annotated as cytochrome c oxidase assembly protein COX19. The transcript is spliced from 3 exons. Gene Ontology annotation, cellular component: mitochondrial intermembrane space. Gene Ontology annotation, biological process: mitochondrial respiratory chain complex IV assembly. NCBI's taxonomy places the organism in Eukaryota, Metazoa, Chordata, Mammalia, Eulipotyphla, Talpidae. The record is from RefSeq and is a predicted model, not a curated record. The coding region runs from base 62 to 334 and encodes 90 amino acids.